AGCCCAUGGGCGUAGGAAACGGCUUCCAUGUCUUCUAUUGGUGGAUCCAGGUGUCAAUCAUCUAGUGAAGUGGGCGGAUCUAGAGCAAAAAUGGCGACUUUAUCUGUCGGAGAGCCUCAAGAGAUGGAAGUUGACAGGAGGGGUGAGUCUGAGGAAUCAGGUGAUGAUGAGACCAAGAGGAGGAGUCUUAAUGGAGAGGUCGACUCUCUGCAAGCCCCUUCAACUGUACCUGAAGAGUCACCUGUUGACAUGGACACUAUAACCUUAGACCCAGAUGAAGAGGAUGUGGAUCUGGUCCACUGUCGCAUUGGGAAGAUCGAAGGUCUGGAGGUUCUCCAGAAGGCAAAGACAAUUUCACUCAGACAAAACCUCAUCAAACGGAUUGAGAAUUUGGACAGCCUCGUCUCAUUAAAGGAACUUGAUCUUUAUGACAACCAGAUCCGUAAACUAGAGAAUCUUCAUACCCUAACAGAGCUCGAGCAGCUAGAUGUAUCAUUCAACUUAUUGAGGAAGAUUGAGGGAUUGGAUAGUCUCACAAAAGUCAAGAAGCUCUUUUUGCUUCAUAAUAAGAUUACAAGCAUUGCCAACCUCGAUCACCUGACGAGCCUCCAGAUGCUUGAGCUGGGCUCUAACCGCAUCAGGGUUAUUGAGAAUCUGGACUCUCUGAGUUCUUUGGAGAGUUUGUUCCUUGGCACGAAUAAAAUCACUCAACUACAGAACCUUGAUGGAUUGCACAAUCUGACAGUUCUUAGUAUCCAGAGUAACCGCAUCACGAAGUUGGAGGGACUCCAGAAUCUUGUGAACCUGCGAGAGCUUUACUUGAGUCAUAAUGGCAUUGAAGUCAUGGAGGGCCUGGAGAACAAUAAAAAGCUGACAACUUUGGACAUCGCUGCAAACAGGAUAAAAAAGAUUGAAAAUAUCAGCCAUUUGACUGAUUUAAAAGAAUUUUGGAUGAAUGACAACCAGAUAGAUAACUGGGCAGACUUGGACGAACUCAAGAACGCCAAAGGUCUAGAGACUGUCUAUCUGGAGAGAAACCCCCUGCAGAAGGACCCUCAAUACAGACGCAAGAUCAUGUUGGCGCUUCCCAGUGUCAGGCAGAUCGAUGCCACCUUCAUCCGUUUCUAAUCAUCCACUUCACCUGCCCAGCCACAUUGUGCCCUCCCUCACCCAACCCUCCACUGUGCAUUACAAACGCACCACCACCAUAUUUCCCUCAUGCACACCUUCUGCCCUAUUUACCUCUUUUAUUUACUUUUUAACAACAACAACAAAAAAGAGUCUUACACUCCAAAUGUUGCCAUUCAAUGUGCCGGCACCUUUUACUCACACAGAGACUAUAUACCUAUGCUCUGACUUAUAAUAUAGCGUGAAUGCUUGUUAAUUUAUUUUCAGUUUAAGACCUGAUAAGUGUGAGCUGAUAGGAGCUGACGCCUGUUGCUCAGAAAAUAUAUCAAUGCUGACCUUUACUUCCCUUAGCAUUUUGGCUAGGAAAUGAUUGCAUUCUAGUCCCUUUGCUCUUCCUGCAUCCACGUAGGUGAUAGGCUAAUGUCAGACAUUUCUGUCUGUAUAAUUUACAUCAGGCGUUGAGAUCUUAUUUACUUAAUGAGGUGGUAAAAACGUCACAUUGCAUUCAGGUACUGAAGACGGCUAUGAGGAAGUUCUUACUCUUUGAUGUGAUCAGGGACUAUUUCCUUGAGUGAUAUGUUAUGAUUCAGUUUGCAUAUCAGUUCUGUUUUUGGUUGUAGCAGUAUGUUAAAAUUUUAGCAGUAGAAAUGUGACCGCAUAUUGUUCACUCUUCAUUAAUAAUGAAUAUAUAAUAACACCCUCAAUGAGAGAUUAAUUCCAUUUUAAAACUAAGGUUAUGUUACACAAUCUUGAGUCUAUGGCAUUUUAGAUGUUCUACAGAGCAAGGUAGAUCACUAUUGUUUUUAUUAGACCUGAAGAAGACCUGAUUUUUGAAGAAGGAAAUAUCACAUGCACUCAAAAUAUUCACACACUUCAUAUUAAUGCAUGACCUGAGGAGUAAUUUUCUCCCCCCUGGUAGGAGGUGAAUGGAAGAGGCCACAGUGUGGUGACUCUGUUUGGCCACUCCCAUUUGACCAGUGGUAGGGGGGUCUUGAGAGGGCUCAGCUGAUACUGUAUAAAAUGAAGCCAACCCCUUUAAAAGGGAAUAAAAACAACUGCAUAGGAUUGCUUUUAAUUUGCUCAAAUGUUCACUUUGUUUUCAAAGCUUAGUUGACUGUUUCAGAAUUGAAUGUACUAUAAAUAAUAAACUGAAUUUGAACAGUG
Messenger RNA from Ctenopharyngodon idella (grass carp), 2292 nucleotides. RefSeq names its product protein phosphatase 1, regulatory (inhibitor) subunit 7 (gene ppp1r7). Lineage: Eukaryota; Metazoa; Chordata; Actinopteri; Cypriniformes; Xenocyprididae. The record is from RefSeq and is a predicted model, not a curated record. The coding region runs from base 28 to 1128 and encodes 366 amino acids. The transcript has 10 exons. Gene Ontology annotation, molecular function: protein binding.